Messenger RNA from Lathyrus sativus (Indian pea), 402 nucleotides. The record is from the annotation of a GenBank genome assembly. Lineage: Eukaryota; Viridiplantae; Streptophyta; Magnoliopsida; Fabales; Fabaceae.
AUGUAUGGUUUUUCCCAAGCAAUCAGUCGUACAAAAUCUCAUUUGAACUUCAAAUUGAACCAUGGCGAAUGUCUGUGCAGCCUAGAAGUACCAUUGAUGACAUCAUGGACUGAUUCUAACCCAGAACGACGCUUUUAUGGCUGUGGGAUGUAUGAGCUUGUGGGACAAAAGAGGUGUGGCCAUUUUGUUUGGUAUGACGAAGAGAUAACCCCAAGAGCAAAAGAAAUGAUUACAUCUUUGAAGGAAAAAUUAUGCUCAGAGCAGAAUAAGGUUAAUGAAUGCAGGGUCAAAGAGGAUGAGUUGAAGAUGAAGAUUAAGUUCCUUAAUAUGCAAAUGAAGUUUUCAUGUGUUAUGAGCUUUGUAAUGUUAUUAGGUUUAAUUGUAUCAAGUGUAAUGAAGUAG